Cucurbita maxima (winter squash) is the source of this 1423-nucleotide messenger RNA. RefSeq lists its product as uncharacterized. Bases 31 to 363 code for a protein of 110 amino acids. The record is from RefSeq and is a predicted model, not a curated record. The transcript is spliced from 3 exons. Lineage: Eukaryota; Viridiplantae; Streptophyta; Magnoliopsida; Cucurbitales; Cucurbitaceae.
UCAAUAUCAUCCUUAUUACACUUGUGCGUGAUGGGGGACGGAAUUUUGGUUUGGAUUUGUCAUUACAGGAUGGUGCGGUUGGGGAUGGAGCUUAUCUGUUCAUGCAAUGCCCCUAUCGGUUUGCUGUCCACAGACUGCUGUGUGCUGCUCUGUCCAAUCUUUUUCAGCCUCAGAUUGGUCCUGUGGUCAACAACUGAAAACUGUGCGGUAGAGGAUCGGUCAAUGGAUCGUCUUGGGAUGAGAGAAAUGUCAUGCUGCCCUGCAUUUGAAAUGUUUUGGGAUGGAGGGAAAGAGAUCAUUGGAACAUGUUUUGAUCUGUGGAGAAAGAGUGAAAUCCCUCUUGUUAGCCAAGCCGAUGGCUAACUUGCUCGUGCUAUUUAUAGCAUUCGGGUCAAGGAGGUCAAUUACACACGAGCACGAAUGGGCAAAGAACAUACCUUCUGGUACCGAGCGACCAAGAUCACCACCUGAGAGGUUGUUUGAAUAUUAGCGAAACAUACCGACAUUGUAGUGAAUCGAGUACACACCUCAUUCUUUUGAGCUGAAUUUUGGUCAGGGCUGGUAAAAUGAGUACAUGAAGUCUAUGGCCUUGGUUGAGUUCAAGCCUCUCAAAUAUGGUGGGGUGGGCCGAACCCCAACCUUAACUCUGUGCUAAUGAUCGUUGGGCUCUAUUAUUUGGUAUUGGUUACCAAACAUGUUUAUGUUUAUGUUCGGGUUUCUUUUUUUCCAAGAUUCAAGAAAUAGAAAUAAGGAACAAGAACAUGGUCCAAUGAUCACGGGACAAAUAUUAAUUGAAUGUCAUUGGAUGAUCACCACAAAAAGGAAGCUUUAAAAUCACAUCUAAAUCAGUAUAGAUGAAAAUAAGUUGAAAGGUUGGAGAAAUUUGAUCUAAAUUGGAUUGGUCAGACCUUACCAGCAAACAUGCAAUUUAUGCAAUGUUCCCUUCGACAGUGCAUGAAGCUUAUACGACGAGGUUGGUGUAGAAGUUGAUGGGCAUAUGAUGAGCUUGGAUGUUAGGCGAGCAAUGGAGAGGUUUAAAUUGAGACGAACUUUGGAGACGAGCUAUCCAAACUGGUUGCGAAUCAAACAAAAAUCAUCUUGUAGAUGAGUUUUUUCGAACAUAUGAACAAUCAAUAAAAAAAAUGACUAAAUCUAUUUCCAAUAAUGAAGCAAAUCAAGAAAGAAUUGAUAAAACAAAUCAAAGUUUCAUUUACUUUAUUUCAACUAUAAAAAAGUCACUUUCCAAUAUUAGUAAUAAGAAUAGAAAGGUCUUUGGGGACUUAUCAUACUUGUCACAAGCAUAUUUAUUUUACAAAUUAUCACAAACCCAACUUAUUAACUUAUCUAAGUUAAGACCUAUGUUUCAAUAUCACGGAACAUCUCUUUUUCUUAAAAAUGAAAUACAGGAUUAUUUUGGUAAAGU